CGCCCACCGGCCAGUGCGGCGCGCGGCGGGGCGGCGUCCGCCAUCUUGCAUCGGUGUGUGCUGCCGGUGCGGAGCGCUCCGGAGCGGCGAUCUCGCGUUUGGACGGCGCCGGGCGCCGGACGUGUCCGCCGCGAUGGACAACAUGGCAAGCCCAGGUAAAGAUAACUUCAGAAUGAAAAGCUACAAGAAUAAUGCACUUAAUCCCCAAGAAAUGCGCAGGAGAAGAGAAGAGGAAGGAAUCCAGCUUCGGAAACAGAAAAGAGAAGAGCAGCUGUUUAAACGCCGAAACGUGUCUCUUCCGGGAAAUGAAGAAUCCAUGGUAGAAAGCCCAAUUCAAGAUCCUGAUGUCAGUUCUACUGUUCCUAUUCCAGAGGAAGAAGUUAUUACUGUAGAUAUGGUACAGAUGAUUUUUUCAGAUGAUCCUGAUCAGCAACUCACAGCAACUCAGAAAUUCAGAAAAUUGCUCUCUAAAGAGCCUAAUCCACCUAUAGAUGAAGUCAUUCAAAAACCAGGAGUAGUACAGAGAUUUGUGAAAUUUCUAGAAAGGAGUGAAAAUUACACUCUACAAUUUGAAGCAGCUUGGGCUUUGACAAACAUAGCAUCUGGAACUUUCUUACACACCAAAGUUGUAAUUGAAACUGGAGCUGUUCCCAUUUUUAUUAAGUUGCUUAGCUCAGAACAUGAAGAUGUACAGGAGCAGGCAGUUUGGGCUCUUGGGAACAUUGCUGGUGAUAAUGCAGAAUGCAGAGACUUUGUUUUGAACUGUGGAAUAUUGCCACCUCUCUUAGAAUUGUUAACAAAUUCAAAUCGUCUUACAACAACUAGAAAUGCAGUCUGGGCACUCUCAAAUCUUUGUAGAGGAAAGAACCCACCUCCAGACUUCAGUAAGGUUGCUCCUUGCCUAAAUGUUUUAUCAAGGCUGUUGUUUAGCAGUGACCCGGAUGUAUUAGCAGAUGCUUGCUGGGCCCUCUCUUACCUUUCAGAUGGUCCCAAUGAUAAAAUUCAAGCUGUUAUUGAUUCUGGAGUGUGUCGGAGAUUGGUAGAGCUGCUUAUGCAUAAUGAUUACAAGGUGGUAUCCCCUGCAUUAAGAGCAGUUGGAAAUAUUGUUACUGGGGAUGAUAUCCAAACACAGGUGAUUCUAAACUGCUCUGCAUUACCGUGUCUCUUGCACUUGCUUAGUAGUCCCAAGGAAUCUAUCAGAAAAGAAGCAUGCUGGACUGUUUCUAAUAUAACUGCAGGAAACAGAGCUCAGAUUCAGGCAGUUAUAGAUGCAAAUAUUUUUCCAAUAUUGAUUGAAAUUCUCCAAAAAGCUGAAUUUCGCACCAGAAAAGAGGCAGCAUGGGCCAUAACUAAUGCAACAUCAGGAGGAACCCCUGAACAGAUCAGGUAUUUGGUAGCACUAGGUUGUACUAAGCCUCUUUGUGACCUCCUGACUGUGAUGGAUUCAAAAAUAGUACAGGUGGCUUUAAAUGGACUCGAAAAUAUUCUACGUCUUGGAGAACAAGAGUCGAAGCAAAAUGGAAUUGGCAUUAAUCCUUAUUGUGCCCUCAUAGAGGAAGCCUAUGGACUUGAUAAAAUUGAAUUUCUUCAGAGGCAUGAAAACCAAGAGAUCUACCAAAAGGCUUUUGAACUCAUAGAACAUUAUUUUGGUGUCGAAGAAGAGGACUCUAGUAUUGCACCUCAGGUGGAUGAAAGUCAGCAGCAGUUUGUGUUUCAACAGCAGGAGGCUCCAAUGGAGGGGUUUCAGCUCUAAACUACUGAAGUGAAUAUAAGCAUAAAAUUUAAA
Molecule: messenger RNA, 1786 nt
Organism: Vidua macroura (Pin-tailed whydah)
Lineage: Eukaryota; Metazoa; Chordata; Aves; Passeriformes; Viduidae
Gene: KPNA5
Product: karyopherin subunit alpha 5
Exons: 14
Coding region: 134-1753 (539 amino acids)
Biological process (GO): NLS-bearing protein import into nucleus
Cellular component (GO): nucleoplasm; nucleus; cytoplasm
Molecular function (GO): nuclear import signal receptor activity; protein binding
Source: RefSeq, a predicted model, not a curated record